AUGGCCAGUGGUAUCACAAUCCAAAAUACAGCAGGUCCAGAUACUCACCAAGCUGUAGCAUUCCGAUCCGACAGUGACCUUUCCAUCAUUGAGAAUUGUGAAUUUCUUGGCAAUCAGGACACCCUGUACGCCCAUUCUAUGCGCCAAUACUACAAGUCAUGCCGCAUCCAAGGCAAUGUGGACUUCAUUUUCGGGAACUCAGCUACCUUCUUCCAAGAGUGUGACAUCCUUGUUGCUCCUCGGCAACUAAAUCCAGAGAAGGAAGAGAACAAUGCAGUUACAGCUCAUGGAAGGAUAGACCCAGCGCAAUCAACUGGCUUCGUCUUCCAAAACUGUUUAAUAAAUGGGACUGCAGAUUACAUGACCUUGUACUACAGGAAGCCUAAGGUACAUAAAAAUUUCCUCGGAAGGCCAUGGAGGGAGUAUUCCAGGACAGUCUUUAUACACUGUAUAUUGGAAGCGCUUGUUAGUGCUAACGGUUGGAUGCCUUGGAGUGACAAUUUUGCUCUGAGUACUCUUUACUAUGGAGAACUCAAAAAUACUGGUCCUGGAGCUAAUACAACAGGAAGGGUGCCAUGGAGUAGCCAAAUCCCAGCAGAACAUGUUGGCUCAUACUCUGUACAAAAUUUCAUUCAGGGUGAUCAGUGGAUUCCUCCAUCUGAAGUAGUUAGCUAA
Solanum dulcamara is the source of this 675-nucleotide messenger RNA. Its product is annotated as probable pectinesterase/pectinesterase inhibitor 51. The transcript has a single exon. Gene Ontology annotation, biological process: cell wall modification. The record is from RefSeq and is a predicted model, not a curated record. Gene Ontology annotation, molecular function: pectinesterase activity; pectinesterase inhibitor activity. The coding region runs from base 1 to 675 and encodes 224 amino acids. NCBI's taxonomy places the organism in Eukaryota, Viridiplantae, Streptophyta, Magnoliopsida, Solanales, Solanaceae.